This is a messenger RNA of Truncatella angustata, 1496 nucleotides long. RefSeq lists its product as uncharacterized. The transcript has a single exon. Bases 228 to 1232 code for a protein of 334 amino acids. The record is from RefSeq and is a predicted model, not a curated record. NCBI's taxonomy places the organism in Eukaryota, Fungi, Ascomycota, Sordariomycetes, Amphisphaeriales, Sporocadaceae.
UAGGUUUCAGGGGGGGUCCCUCUGCAGCGAUGAUAAGAUAGGCAGAGCUUUGUACUGUACGGAUCCGCAUGUACAUAGUGGAGGCCAUGUCUGCAGGUGGGCUUCUUGAUAUCAUCAACCCCGCCAAAGCAGCAACAUUGUCUCUCAGCACUGCCAAAUCCUUGAUACUUCACACGCCCACCCGGUGUCGAUUACUCCAGUCUGUUCUUUUAUAGAAUGUCCUGAGCAUGCGCGGCGGUCGAGGAGGUGGAAGGGGAGGCCAUCGUGGCGGCCGAGCACCCUCUGCGCCAUGGAGUAGCCGAUUAAAGCCAGUCGAGCUUGAUCCUCUGGAAGCCAUCGGACUGCCCUCGAAAGGUGACAAACGACUCCUAGACCUGAAGACACAGGAAACAUACUACACGAAAAUCGUCGAGCGGUACUUGGGUUUUAUUUCCGACGCAGGCGAAAAAGGCGAGCUCAAAAGGCGAUUUGCUUCACUCAACCUGAACUCUCAGCACUCCUCCGAUGACAGCCCAACAUACUCGAACUCGCCUUCGAACACCCAUUCCGUGGCGAAUCUGCCACCCUUGAGACCACACCCGCAUCAUACAAUCAGUGCACCGGCCGAGCUUCCAUUGGCACUUUCCGCACUGUCGAGCAAUACCAAGGGCCUGUCUGAGGUUCUUGCAGCCUUGAGGAAACUACGUGAAGGCAUUGUAGCCUCCAAGCGAGCCGACGACUUCGCUGUGCAAGCAUAUCUCUUCUGCAUUCGACUGUCUGUACUCGUAAAGCACCCGGAAUCGUACCACCCGUCGAUUCUACAUCUCUUGAGACACAUACAUCUGACUCACCCUAUGACGAGCGUCGAGACCAAUGAAGUGGUCGGCUAUUUGAUCCUGGAUGCGGCGUGCAGGCGAAAAGACCUCGCUGAGGCGUAUACCACACGAAAUCAGUACAAGCUGAGGGACCCUAAAGUAGACGGAGUUCUAGCAGCAUUGGCGCAUGACAACUAUGUGCUUUUCAAGAGAUUGAGGAUGGGCGUCGAUGGUCAUAAGGCGAAGAUUUUAGAGUACGCGCAAGAGCCGAUGCGCAUGCACACACUCAAAUGUUUUGGCAGAAGCUACCUCAGCGUUGAGUUGGAGUUCCUAGAGCAAUGUGCAGACUCGAAUUGGAUGGAUCUCAUCAGUAACGACAAGGUCGGCUGGGAACUUGAGGGGAACAAGGUUGUCAUCAGGAAGAUGAAAGGCAGGUAAUGCCGGCCGGCUGUUAGCGACAUCUGCGGUCUAUCAUGGAUGCCCUUAGAUUCGUGAAGUUAUUAAGCAUGCAUAUGUCAAUCCCACUGCAGCUUAUUGUUGUGGUUUCGAUAACUGUGUAGCGUGCUCAUGAAACAAUAUUAACACUGGUAGGGAGAGACAGCAUGUUCGUUGAGACAUUUUUCCUGGACUGAAUAUUCUUCUUCAAUUCACGCUCUUGCGCUUAACACAGUAGAAGCGGUAGUUUCUUAUUUAUCAUGAGAC